This is a messenger RNA of Carlito syrichta (Philippine tarsier), 1561 nucleotides long. RefSeq names its product perilipin 2 (gene PLIN2). The transcript has 7 exons. The record is from RefSeq and is a predicted model, not a curated record. Bases 91 to 1347 code for a protein of 418 amino acids. Lineage: Eukaryota; Metazoa; Chordata; Mammalia; Primates; Tarsiidae. Gene Ontology annotation, biological process: positive regulation of triglyceride storage; lipid storage. Gene Ontology annotation, cellular component: cytosol; lipid droplet.
GCUUGGGUUGAGAAAUGAACCUGGGAGCGUCUUAUCGCAAUCUCCUGACGUAAGCUUCUCUUUUGCAGAUUUCUUACUCCAGGAAGAAAAAUGGCAUCUGUUGCAGUCGAUCCACAACCGAGUGUGGUGACCAGGGUGGCCAGCUUGCCCCUGGUGAGCUCCACCUACGACCUCAUGUCUUCAGCGUAUGUGAGCACAAAGGAUCAGCAUCCCUACUUGAAGUCUGUGUGUGAGAUGGCAGAGAAGGGCGUGAAGACCAUCACCUCGGUGGCCGUGACGAGUGCUCUGCCCAUCAUCCAGAUGUUAGAGCCGCAAAUUGCGGUUGCCAAUUCCUAUGCCUGUAAGGGGCUGGACAGGAUCGAGGAGAGACUGCCUAUCCUGAAUCAGCCAUCAACUCAGAUUGUUGCUAAUGCCAAAGGUGCUGUGACCACUACUGUGACCGGGGCCAGGAAUUCUGUGGCCAACACGAUCACAGGGGUGAUGGGCAUGACCAAAGGAGCGGUGACUGGCAGCGUGGAGAAGACAAAGUCUGUGGUCAAUGGCAGCAUCAACACCGUGCUGGGCAGUCGGAUGAUACAGCUUGUCAGCAGUGGAGUGGAAAAUGCACUCAGCAAAUCAGAGUUGUUGGUAGACCAGUACCUCCCACUCACCGAGGAAGAACUAGAAAAGGAAGCAACAAAAGUUGAAGGAUUUGAUGUGGUUCCAAAGCCAAGUUACUAUGUUAGACUGGGAUCACUGUCCACCAAGCUCCGAUCACGCGCCUACCAACAGGCUCUCAGCAGGGUCAGAGAAGCCAAGCAGAAGAGCCAAGAGACCAUUUCUCAGCUCCAUUCUACUGUUCACCUGAUCGAAUUUGCAAGGAAGAAUGUGCAUAGUGCCAACCAGAAGAUUCAGGAUGCUCAGGAUAAGCUCUAUGUCUCCUGGCUGGAGUGGAAAAGAAGCAUUGGCCAUGAUGAUACUGAUGAAUCCCACUGUGCUGAGCACAUCGAGUCAUGCACCCUCGCCAUUGCCCGCCACCUGACGCAGCAGCUCCAGACCACAUGCCACACCCUCCUGUCCAACAUCCAAGGGUUACCACAGAACAUCCAAGAUCAGGCUCACCACGUGGGGGUGAUGGCCGGCGACAUCUGCUCAGUGUUCCGCAGUGCCGCCUCCUUUAAAGAAGUGUCUGACAGCCUCCUCACUUCUAGCAAGGGACAGCUGCAGAAAAUGAAGCAAUCUUUAGAUGAAGUGAUGGAUUAUCUUGUUAACAACACUCCCCUCAACUGGCUGGUAGGUCCCUUUUAUCCUCAGCUGAUUGAGUCUCAGAAUGCUCAGGUCCAGGGUGCGGAGAUGGAUAAGGACUAGCCAGGAGACCCAGCCAGUCUGAGCCCAAAACUCAUUCAGCUGACCCAUCACCAGUGCACAAUGCAGCCAGCCAGAUGACACUGUGUUAUAUUGAAACUAACCUGCUACCCAGCUCUAAAUUGGGAAGCACAUAGCUAGGAAGGGGGGGGUCCUUCAUUGUGGUUAUUUCUAGCUAAACGAAAAGCUUUAAAGUCUGUGGCAUGAGCAGAUACGA